This is a messenger RNA of Schistosoma spindalis, 827 nucleotides long. Lineage: Eukaryota; Metazoa; Platyhelminthes; Trematoda; Strigeidida; Schistosomatidae. The record is from the annotation of a GenBank genome assembly.
AGAAACUGGACAUUCACUGGAAGGCAACCUGUAAGGAUUAACACAGGUUCACUAACCUACUAUCCUUAUUACUGAAGACUGAAGACAGACUGAUUAAAUUGGAUAUUGGAAGUUCGCUUAUUCUAUGAACGGUCUGCUUCAAAUAUGUGCGGUUCGUGCAGAUGUGUUGGGCUCGUGCGUCAACUGAAAGCUUCUUGUAAAGCAAAUUUUUGUGGACUCUCAGACCAAACAAACAGCUAGUUAUUCCCCAUUUUUUUCACUUGGUUCACUAUUCUCAUCACGUUUAACGUCACUUUUGGGUGAUAGUUAUGGACGUCAGUGCCGAUAAAUCACCAUUAAUUCAGUCUGAAGAGACUUCAAACAAAUCCAGUUUUCCUUCUAUUACAGUUGUCAAACCAAAACAUCCAAGACGCUAUAAACUUUUACCAAAAGAUAAACUCCGUUUCCCUAAAAAUGAUACUUCAAAUCAAUUUUGGCGUAUAAAUGACUAUACAAAACAUAUGCCUCUUAUCAAUGUAAAUUGUGAUGACGAUAGUGAAGAGUUUGACGGCGCAUUGUUCCAAAAAGUUGCCAAUAAAGGCUUGUGUGAUUAUUUAAAAAAUGAUCGACUAAUUCAUAAUCGAUCAAAUUUAACAAAUACCGAUAACUAUGAUGAUUGGGAUUUGCAUCUUUCAACACCUGUUCAACGCAGAACACAAAUUUGUUGUCCAUUCAGUUGUACAUUAUCAUGAAUUUUAGAAGAUAAUGCUUUGAAGAUUUCUAUCUCUCUAAUUUAUUAGUUCUUAUUAUUUUGUGUUAAUAAUAAUAAUAAUAAUGCAUUUUUAAGU